GCUAUAAACAAAAUAUCAAAGCAAAGCCGGUGAAGGUAAAAGUUGUGUUGGUGCGAAUGAGAGAUAGAGAAUUCAUUUCAUUCAGAUUCAAACUUCGCAUUCGAUGUUGUACGUUGUUGAUUUUGUUUUCAUUCAUUAAAUUAUACAGAAAUAACAGUUGCUGUGUUACGUGUUAUUCCAGUACGAUUUGUCUUAUAAAGUGUUUUUAUGCCUGUUUCAAAUAGAAAUUAACGGUUUGUUGAGAUAGAUACCUAUACCUACCAAAAAUGCCGAAAGUAAAAUCGGAAUUAAGUAAGGACCUAUCCGAGCAUCGUAAAGAAGGCGGAUGGAAUAACGGCCAAUUGUUUGGAGCGGAAUCAAACGAGGAUUCAUUCACCGGCGGAGGAUUCAAGAAUAAAGAAAAAGCCAUCGAAACAUUGAAGUUAUUGCAAGAUAAAGAUAUCACGUAUCAGUAUCAUGUAAUAAAUACCAUGUUCAACAGGGCUAAAGUAAUCCUCAAACGAACCAAAGAUCCGGAAAAAAUCAAGAACCUAACCGAGGCUAUCGAAGUAUUUGAAAAAUGGAUCGAAGAUUACAAAGGUCAUAGCCGUCAUAAGGAGAAUUUCGGGUACUUACCUCUCGAUGUGGUUGAAGCGUAUCAAAAAUUAGCCAAGUAUCAUAAAAUCAAAGAUAACGAAUUCCUGGACAGUUAUAAAGAAGUCAACGGUGAUUAUAAAAAACUUCGGAAUAAGGUUGUGAAAAAUAUCGAAAUAACUUGGGAUGUGCAUCGAAAUAGAUCAUUGAAGCCUUUGGUUGAAAAAAUUAAAGAUAAAAACGAAUGCAUGUUUGAAACAAAGGAUCCAUUGAAUGGUUUACCUACGAAAGCUCACGUUGAAAUUAUUAUGUGGGGAUAUUCUCCCGAUGCUGGUAAAAUUAAAAAAAGUAUUAAUCUUUUGAGCGAAAAAGACGUGUUAAAUUAAAAGGUAUAGUUUUUUUCAUCGUUCUUUUUUUCGUAUGAUUAUUUAUAUACCCUGCAGCUCCUAUUUUGAUUAAUGAGUUGAAUCACGAAUUCAUUAUUUAUUGUGAAUUAACUACCAUUUUUUGAAUAUUUUUUUUUGUAAUAUUAUGGAAUACCUAUCUAAUUUAUUAUUAUUAUUUUUUUACAAUACAAAUUGAUACCUAAUAAAUUAUUAUAAUAAAAUUAUAAAAAAUAAUAAUGUUUUCAUUUCG
Molecule: messenger RNA, 1209 nt
Organism: Planococcus citri (citrus mealybug)
Lineage: Eukaryota; Metazoa; Arthropoda; Insecta; Hemiptera; Pseudococcidae
Gene: Ude
Product: Uracil-DNA degrading factor
Exons: 2
Coding region: 267-959 (230 amino acids)
Source: RefSeq, a predicted model, not a curated record